This is a messenger RNA of Physcomitrium patens, 3434 nucleotides long. NCBI's taxonomy places the organism in Eukaryota, Viridiplantae, Streptophyta, Bryopsida, Funariales, Funariaceae. The record is from RefSeq and is a predicted model, not a curated record.
UUCGACGUCCGUCAGCGAUAGUCACCGUCGUCGGUUCCAUCGAUCUUGCAUUUUGCCUGCAUUACAACCAAUUUUUGUGCUUCUCAUCGGGGUUUAUGUACCGAGGUUUCCGCCUAUAAUGAGGUCUGCAAUCGUCUGCUUGCGAAGGAACUGCGAAAUUCGGAUAUUGUUACGAAGCUGCGUAAUUUUGGAUUGGCUUCAGUGGGUCAGUUGAUUUCCUUCUCCUGUGCGCUAUAGACUUUUUGGUCUUUGGGACGGUGAGGUCUGAUAUUCGCGUCAAGGAGAUUUAGAUGAUCGAGUGUUUUGGACAUGGCUACAUAUCACUCAUCAGUUGAAGUGCUUCUCUCCUUUGCUGGUGGAUAUUGGGAUUGGAGCCAGAAAUGCAAACGAGCUCUGUAUUCCGAUAUUUAAACAUGGAGAACCCAAAAGUACAUUACUUUCUAGGGAUAUAUAAUGAAGAAGCAUGGUUUCAGCUUCGCUGCAGGCUGCAAAGGGCUUGGUAGUGGAGUAAUAAAAGCGAGAGGAAUUGGGUUCCAGAUUUUCUUUCACAAUGGUACUUCCACAAAAGGCCAAACACAAUCAUUUUUACGAAGGCAAUACCAGUGAAGGCAAUGUUAGCUACACUGUCAUCAAAGUGGCUUACGAUCCUCAGCCGAAAAGACUUAAAGCAUUACAUCAAUUAGGACAUGUGAAGGAGGAAGUCGAAGAAGUUCAGAACCUUGUACCUGAAAAUUUUGAAGCAACGAAGCAAGAAUGUCCUUUAGAGCUCAAGAAUAUCGAAGCGGAGCAUUCGCCAGGUUGUGUUUCCGGAUUAGACGAGAAAGUCCCUUUGGAGGGAAAAAUUGUCGAAGUGCCAGAAUCUGUAGGUGGUGCAGAGGAGACAGUUGAAUUGGAGGACACAAUAACUGAAUACGAGAAAAAAAGGUUGCAGAAUGUGCUGCGGAACCAGCAAUUCCUUCAAAGUCUUGGGAUCUUUAACACCAAGACCAGCUUGGAACUUCGGACUCCGAAGAGGACUUGGACGAAGUACAUUCCUCCUCCUGACAAGCCUCUGCGACGAAGUUUUCGUCCUCGAAUUCCUUCACGGAGGAAUUCUUUUCCAGAUGAAUACACUGUGAGGAAAAAGGUUCCCGCUGUGACUGCAGUCAGUGGAAAGGAGAAGCUUUUGUUGGAUGUAGAAGUCGCCAUAAAAGAUAAGCGUUUAUUGGAAGAGGAAGUCUGUGUGAAAGAGAAGCGUUUGUCAGACAUAGAAGCUUCCGUUAAGAAAACAGGUCGAGAUGUCGAAAGGAUAAGCCCAGGAAUCAGUAGCGGAAUAGAACGGACAGUUGAGUCGAAGGGUAAAUUAACGAAAUAUGAGAAAAAUAGGUUGCAGAAUGUGCUGCGUAACCAGCAAUUCUUACAAAACCUUGGGAUCAACACCAAGCGCAACUCAGUGGUUCGACCUUUAAAGAAGCCCUGGGCUAAGCACUCUCCACCUGAAGGGCCUUUGCGGCGAAGCGUCCGUGAAAAAAUCCUUUCACGGAAGAAGCUUCUCUCAGAUGCUGGUUACACUGGUGGGAACGCAGCUUUCAACUUGAAUCCAGUUAGUGACAGGGAAAAGUGUCCGUUAUUUAAGACGUACACAUGUGCAGCUGACACAUCUCCUUUUCAAUGUGAUGAUCUAAUUUCUGUAGACUGGUCUAAUGUUGUGGGUUUCCAAAAUAAAGAGACCCUGGUGGAUUCAUCGCUGGAUGAAAUCUCCAGCAUGGAUCAUAUACUAACUGAAGGGGCGACGGGCUUACUGGUAGCAGCCGAUAGCCACAGCAGAUUUGCAGUUUUCGAGACAAAUUCGGCCUCAAAUCUUACUUCAGGGUCCAUCCGUGUUUCUACAAGGUUAGAGAGAGUGGCCAUUGAAGGUGAUCGUAAAAGAGCUAGUCUUUGUUCGUGGAAGAGACCGGAAGGGUUCACUUUCGGAGGUUUUGUGCACUCGGAGAUACAGUUUCUAUCUCAGCAGCCUCAGGAGAGGAAUCUUCUACUUUCAAGCGCACCAGGUGCGAGUUUAAUCCUCUGGGACGUGAACAAGCAGUGUCGUGGACAGACGCAACCUCGUGCUAAGGCGAGGUGCGACAACCUUCAUUCCAAGGACAUCCUGGGGAUGCAUGAAUUAGAUGGCCAAAUUGCGACAGUAUCUUACGAUUCAUCACUUGUACAAUCCACGAUCACAGAGGCGGGAAUCGAAAAGAAAAGAGUCAUCACAGGACAUCAUACGGGUACCAUUAGAGGCGUGCGAUUCAGGGAAGGCAACAUUCUUGCCGAUUGCGGCACAGACACUCGAAUCUGCAUCUUAGAUCUGAGGAUAUCGGAUCCGUGCGUCUUAACUAUCAAUUGCUUGCGUAAAAAAGCAGUCGAAGUGGUUGAAUGGAGCCCCAUACAAGAGCAUCUCCUUCUUUCAGCAUCCAAGGGCCCUCAUCUUCUUGUUCACGACAUUCGGAGCUGUGCAGCACCACUUUACACCUUGACAGGACAUAUCCAGGUCGUCUCCAGAGCUAGAAAAUACAGGCCUGCAUUUGUUGGAGACGGAAGCAUGGUCGCAACUCCUGGAGAAGGCUCCAAUAUGCUCACGCUUUAUUCCCUCAAUACAGGCAAGAUUAUAAGCCAAGGAUUUUUGGGUUUUGAUCCCACCUACGUCAUGGGCAGUAGACGGACUAAGGGUAAUAGAUUGAACAUUUGGGUUCAGGGCCCUAAACACGGCUCUAUUGUACAGUUAAGUCCUAUUUUCGAAUAGUCAACAGGAGAAACAUGGACGAAAGAUUUCCACGUGUCAAGUUCCCUCAUGUGGCAGAAUUCUGAAGACGCAAGGAAAUUCAUCUAAUUUAAAAAAACAUUUAUCUCACCUUUCUGCUCAGAUCACAGCUCGUGAAGCAGGUCCUACUUUUGGGGGGGGGGGGGGGGGUGGGUAGCAAGCUUGCCACUUUAGAGAUAAUCUUCUCAUCUUCUCGUACUCUCAGAUACUAAUCUUGGUGGGAGAAAGUGUCGAAGAAAUCUGAGAUCCCUGUUUGGAGCAUGUCAAUUUCAACAGUCUCCUUGCUUCUACUUCACCAGGUGAUAUUCAUCGGAUACGCAUUACAACCCUUGAAUUGAUGAAAUGAGAUUAGUCAUUCUCCGACCUUCAAGCCUGAGCUUAGCACCAUUCUCUUUAAUAUCAAGUUGAUUUGCCAAGUGACGCUAUCUUUGUAAACGUUGGACAGCUUCUGAACCCGCCAACCACCCAAUACUUACAGAUAGUUUUUUCAGUAUUGAGGAAGAAAUUUGUCAGUUACAAGUUAUCUCUAGCCUACAUUGAUACGUAGUACAGAUGUUGGUUGAACAUUUGAAGAGGUUCACUGUUGUGUUUCUUUUAUUUCAGUUUUUAAAAAUAAUCAUGACUGCUUUCAUUGCGUUUUAUUGUAAUUUUA